UAAAUUUGAACAAAAAUCAGAAUUCAAGGUUAGCGGGAAAUUUAUGUUUUUCCAGUGAAGAUACUGAAACCUACAAGUGAGAAAAAGAUGAGGGAGAAGCAUGAAGAAGAGUACCAAUAUCACCCAGCAGUAGACAAUCUUGUUUCCCUCUUCACCAAAGCUCACCAUGACCUUUCUCUCCUUCACUUUAAACUCGACAAAGAAUUCCAACAGAUUUACCCAGAUAAUGCUAAUCCUAUGAAAUUAGUGGCUCGUGUUAAGAAAAUUCAGGAUGAGCUUUCUUCUCUUAAAGAUCAAUGUCGUCAACUUCUUGCUGCUAAGCAGGACUUGAUUGAUAAAGCGAGUUCUAUUCUUGUUGGCAACAGAAGCAUGGUGCAGCGUAUGCAAGCAUCUGUUGGCAUUCCGGUGACUAGUGAUUCUGAAGAUGCUGCCUUUUCUAGCUUUAACCAGGUUAUUGAAGAGUGGACAACUCAUAUUAGAUCAAGAAAAGGAGAUGAAGCAGACGGUGCUGUGCCAGAGGACAUUAACGAUAUGCUGUUUUCAUCAAUCGUUGGAAGCACCUGAUCACCAUUCGACUGCAAAUUGCUUGCGUUGGUGGUGAGCGAGAAUGAACUUUCAGUAGCUUUAAUGGGUUCUGUUGGUUGAUGUAUAUCUUUCAUGGGCAUAGAUAAUGAUCAUAACUCGCCUGUUAAAAAAUCUGAUUCUUCUCCCUUUUAUAGUAAAGUGUGGCUAUCGGCUUAUAUGUAGCAUAAAAUUUGGAUGUAUUCAACAACACACAUUAAAUUCAUAAUAUGAUCAGAAUGAGACUGAACACCAUAGUGUUCCAGCUUCCGUCUCCAGAAUAAUGAGUGAAGUAUGUGUAGAUUGUAUCAUUAUCAAACAUCUCUUCUUGUACACAUGUUAAGUGAACCUGUAAUUCUUGCUCUAUCUUACCUUGUUGAAUUUG
Molecule: messenger RNA, 946 nt
Organism: Amaranthus tricolor (Joseph's coat)
Lineage: Eukaryota; Viridiplantae; Streptophyta; Magnoliopsida; Caryophyllales; Amaranthaceae
Exons: 5
Coding region: 88-564 (158 amino acids)
Biological process (GO): mitotic cell cycle; chromosome segregation; cell division
Cellular component (GO): outer kinetochore; spindle microtubule
Molecular function (GO): microtubule binding
Source: RefSeq, a predicted model, not a curated record